Molecule: messenger RNA, 856 nt
Organism: Nelumbo nucifera (sacred lotus)
Lineage: Eukaryota; Viridiplantae; Streptophyta; Magnoliopsida; Proteales; Nelumbonaceae
Source: RefSeq, a predicted model, not a curated record
UUUCCCCAAAAUGUGGCACCACAGGUCACCACACCACUCUUUAUAUUGAAUGCAGCCUAUGAUUCUUAUCAGGUAAAGAACAUUUUGGCACCUGGUAUUGCUGAUCCCCAUGGGACUUGGCAUGACUGCAAGCUUGAUAUAACAAAGUGUUCAGACACUCAACUUCAAGCCAUACAAGGUUUUAGGAAGGAGUUUCUAAAUGCAAUUAAAGGAGUAGAGGGCUCUCCCACAAAGGGAUUGUUCAUAAAUUCUUGUUAUUCCCAUUGCCAAUCAGGAAUGCAGGAGACUUGGUUGAGGGAAGACUCCCCUGUUCUUGAUAAUAUGAGCAUUUCCAAGGCAGUGGGAGAUUGGUAUUUUGACAGGGGCACCGUCCAAAAGAUUGAACAAUGUGAAUAUCCUUGCGACAAGUCUUGCCACAACCGUGUUUUCACCGAUUAAUAUUAAUGUUCAUCUGCAGCUGCAGUAUAUAGUCGAAACUUCCUAUAUACUGGUUUGGUUUUAUUAGUGACCUAUCAUCAUCACCACAGAUCUGCGAAUCAAGUCAGUUAUUCAAUUUGUUAUUACUAGAAUAAGUAGAGACCACAAUUCUAAACUCAAUUAAGGAUUGGUGGUCCGGAUCAUUUUUUUUUUUGUUUUAAAUUCCAGCCUUACUUUCUUGCAUGGCUGUUAAGAACUUUUUUGGGUCCUUUUAAACUAAGUACCUUGGGGAUUUAUGUACAGAUACUUAUCAAUGUAUACGGGGCUGUAAAUUGUAUUUUUUUUUUGUUUGAAUAAAUAAAAAAUUUAGAUACAUAAUAUAUAUUUGUCAAUAUUGCCAUUGCAUAAUGUAAAGGCACAAGGCUUACCUGAAAGAUUG